Molecule: messenger RNA, 11909 nt
Organism: Mercenaria mercenaria
Lineage: Eukaryota; Metazoa; Mollusca; Bivalvia; Venerida; Veneridae
Product: Golgi apparatus protein 1-like
Exons: 26
Coding region: 101-3778 (1225 amino acids)
Cellular component (GO): Golgi membrane
Molecular function (GO): fibroblast growth factor binding
Source: RefSeq, a predicted model, not a curated record
AUUAUUUAUUUGAAACCCAAAACUGAAAAAAAUUGCUUUAGAUUGUCGGUCUGGUAUUUAUGACAUUGCGGAUAAAUAUAUUUGUUUUCGAUGUUCCAAGAUGGUGGCUGGCAUUCGACGUGUCAAACAAAUUUUACAUCCGGAAAUGAUUUUCUCACAUUUUAUAUUGUUUUAUGGUAUAUUAUUAUGUACCGUUUGCAAGGUUAAUUCUGCACCACCGUAUAACGUUCCUGGUGGAGGAUUAGGUGGAGCGCAAGAUCCCAAUGUACCCCAAAUGGCGCAAGGAGCUGGUGGACUGAAUCCACAGCAACAAGGACUGCCAAUGGCAAAUGCGGCGAGGCAAGCGGCUAACAUUGGCAUGGGUAAUAUGCAAGGGCAAGCAAACCAUGGUGGUGGUAUGCAAGGGGGAAACCUUGGUGGUGGUAUGCAAGGGGCCAACUUCCAAGGUGGGGCAAACCAUGGCAUGGGUAAUGCGCAAGUGCCACUUCAAAGGCCAGUUGGAGAACAAAAGAAGUUUAAGCUGUCCUCUCAUCCAGAUUGUCAAGAGGAUGUGGAAACAUUCUGUAACACUAAAAGUUUGACACAGCAUAACUUUGCAGUACUAGAUUGUUUACAGGGAGAUAUUGACAUUCAGUCAAAGGUGUCUGACAAGUGCCAGAAUCUUCUUUACCACUACAAGAGAAACCUCACUAAAGAUGACCGCUUCGAGUCAGGGGCAAGUGAAGUGUGUCGCACUGUAUUCGAUCAAUAUCCGGAAUGCAAGAACCUUCCAUCAGGCCAAGGAGUGAGAAUUCCAUGUUUGAUCGAACAAAUGGACAACAUCACCGACAAGAACUGUCGCAGGUUUCUCAAAAGGAUGGCAAACAUUGUGUUCGGUGAUUAUCAGCUCGUCUGGCACUUCCACGAGAACUGUGCUAAAGAUAUAGCAGAAACACAGUGUGGAAGACUUGAUGAUGGUGAUACUAAUAAACCACAUAUGCAAGGGAAGACAAUCCUAUGUCUGGCCAAGAAGAUAUCAAAGCUUGAUAGCAAGUGUAAGAAACAGGUCCUGCGCGUGGCAGAGUUGCAGUCCGAUGAUUAUCAUCUCGACAGACCUUUGUAUUAUGCAUGCAGAGAUGCCAGGGAACAGUUUUGCGAUACUGUGCAAGCUGGGGGAGGGAAAGUGUUUGACUGUCUGUUUAAACACAAAAAUUCUCCUGGAAUGGCAGAUGAGUGUAAAGAACUGUUGACGAUUAGACAGCAACUAAUAGCGGAAGAUGUGCGAGUGAAAAAAUCCUUCUUCGAAGCGUGCAAACACGACAUCAGACAGAACCAUUGUUUACGUGCCAUGCCAUCUGCCGAUGAAAAUACAGAACGUUCUCAUGUCUUGUUGUGUCUUGAAAAUGCGUUAAAAUCUGACCGAAAGCUGUCUGGGCAGUGUAUUGGAGAGAUGACCCAGCUUAGGAAAUCUUUAAUGGAAGAUUACCAGAUUACACCGGAAAUAGUAACAAAGUGUGAUGUGGAAAUAAAUAAGUACUGUAAUAAAGGAGUUGACAGGGAAGGUAGAACUUUACACUGCCUCAUGGAGAACGCCAAUCCUAGACAGAGACAGAGACAGAGGAAUGAUCCACAUGAAGAAAUACCAGAGUUCAGUGUCGAGUGUAAAGCAGCGCUUGAAACGUUAAUGAGAGAGGCUGACGUUGGUUCUGACUUCACAGUGGAUAAAAUUUUAGCUGAAGCCUGCAGUGAAGUGUUACAGAAUGAUUGUAAAAAUGCUGGAAGUUCAGGAACUAUAAACUGUUUGAUGGAGAAAGUGGACUCUGAUCAUAUGACAGAUGAAUGUGAGGAUAGGCUACUGGAAAUACAGUUCUUCAUUGUCAGAGAUUUCAGGUUAGAUGUUGAACUGUACCAGGAGUGUCAUAAAGAUGCUGUAGAGUAUUGUAGUGCCCCUGUUGACUGGAGUACCAACGUGGCCACAGCUGAUAUAUCCCCAAUGGUCUUCCCAUGCCUCUACAGGCACAUGAAACAAGAAGCACAAAUGAGCAAGAGAUGUGUGCACCAGAUUCAUCGUGUGAUGAGAAGGCGGGCCAAGAGAAUUGACCUUGAACCAGAGGUGGAGGAGGCUUGUCUCAAAGAUCUAGGAGCAUUGUGCUCUGAUCUGCAGCAUUAUGGGAAAGGAAAAGAGAUGUCUUGCCUUCAAGAUAAUCUGGAGUCUAUAGAGGAUGAGAAAUGUGAGGAACUGGUACGAGAAUUCACGGAGGAUCAGGAUGAGGACCUUGAUCUAGAUACCGUUCUUAUGAGAGCUUGUACACCAAUGAUAAAAAAAUUCUGUGAGGAGCUGCUGAAACAUGAUGCACAGGCCGGGGAUGUGAUGGAUUGCCUUGUUGACAACAAGAACCACCAUGAAAUGAAUGAUAAAUGUAAAGCUGGAAUUGAACAUCAUCAAGUGAUACAACUCAAGGACUUCAGGUUCUCACACAGGUUCAAGGAAGCAUGUAAAACAGAUGUUAUGAAUUACUGUAAAGAAAAGAGAAAGAAGACAGAGAUAGUAUCAUGUCUAAGUGAGAUAGUGCGGGACAAUGUACUGAAAGAAGAAAAGCAGGUUAUUUCUGAUAACUGUAGAAACCAACUGCGAGUAGAAGUUCUGUCCAGAAGUGAGACCAUAGAUCUGGAUCCAGAAUUGAAGCAAGCAUGUAGCGAAUCUAUAGCAGAACACUGUAAGGGCAAACAUGCAGGCAAUUCUGAGGUUAUAGAAUGUUUAAAGAAGCAUGCAAGAAAAUUAACACCAGAAUGUCACAAGAAGAUUUUCCAGAGGGAGGUAGAUGAAGCAGUGCAAGGGGCAGAUUUCAUCUUGUUCAGAGAAUGUAAACAAAUGAUAAAGACAUACUGCAGUCACAAGGACCAUGAAGAUGUUUUUGACUGUUUGAAAAUGAGUCUGAACAGUGAUGGUUUUGAUGCGCAAUGUCGAGGUGUUGUCUUGAGACGAGCUAUGCAACAAACCAAAGAUUACAGACUGAAUCCAAGUUUGGCUAAAUCAUGUCGUCUAGAUAUACCAAAGUUCUGUAGGAAAGAAAUCUCAGAAGCCAGUCAUGUUUCUAACACAGAAUAUGAAGGGACAGUUAUCAAUUGCUUGAAGAUACAUUUUAUCAAAAAGGAGCUUUCAAGGGAGUGUCACACAGAAAUAAAGGCCUUGGUAAAAGACACUAAACUGGACAUAAAUAUGGAUCCUGUGUUAAUGCAUGCCUGCGAAAAACAGAUUAAAGCCUACUGCAGUAAUGAGAUAGGAGAUGUGGAAGCAAAUGAGUUGAAAUUUUCUCCACAUGAAUCUGGAGAUAAAGUGCAAAUGUGUCUACAGGAAAAGUACAAGGAGGGAAAAGUCCUUCAAACUUCUCCCUGUGGAAGGGAGGUAGCUCGUACUAUAGAGGAAGCACACGUAGAUAUAAACAUUGACCCUCAGUUACAUGCAGCAUGCCAACGUGAUCUCGAUGUAUGGUGUCGAGAUGUUCCAUCUGGCGAGGGACAAAAAAUGACUUGCCUUCUGUCUGUACUGGAGGACUACCCAGAUAGAAUGAAAGCAAAAUGUAGCAGCCUUUUGGCUCAGCGCAGAAGUCUGUGGGAAUAUGCUGCCAAGUAUGCCCCAGCAGAAUCACUCAGCGAAUUAAGCCAGCAAGUUAUGACGUCUCCAGCAAAAAAUUAUUUACUUGGGGUUUUAAUGACAAUCAUUGGAAUUAUAUUUAUUGUUGGUAUUACAUGUGGAAGAGUGACUAAACGUGUUACCAGGGAACAGAAGACCAAAUAACAUUACUGCACUUCUAUUUAUGUAUAAGUGAGUGAAUGGUUUUAAACUGUGAAUGAUGGCCGGCAAACAAAUUUAAAAGGAAUAAAAGAGAACAGUUGUAUCUGUGUAAAACAUGGCUUGUGGAGAAAAUGCUUUAAAGCUCAAAAGUUGGCCUUUUUUAUCAAGUCUUAAGUUAGGACAGUGUUCCAUAUGUAUGUACUCCAUGUCCACAUUACAUCAAUUUUGACAGUCGUAUAAAGAAUAAAUGAGCCGUGCCAUGGGAAAACCAACAUAGUGGGUGUGCGACCAGCAUGGAUCCAGACCAGCCUGCGCAUCCGCGCAGUCUGGUCAGGAUCCAUGCUGUUCGCUAACAGUUUCUUGAAUUCCAAUAGGCUUUAAAAGCGAACAGCAUGGAGCCUGACCAGACUGCAUGGAUGCGCAGGCUGGUCUGGAUCCAUGCUGGUCGCACACCCACUAUGUUGGUUUUCCCAUGGCACGGCUCAAAUGGGUUUAUUCCAUCUAAGGAAUAAAGCAUGAGGAAGACUCUGGAUAAUAAACAUGUGGAGUACUGGCAAUAGCCAUCAGAAAAUUUUUGCAAAAAUAUAUAUGUUAUACCAUAGUCCUGCUUAUUUAUGUCCUGGGUAUACAUUGGCCUAAUAAUUUAUGGUCACUAUGUUGCGAUAAUUUGAUGCAUCAAUAUAAGCCAUGCUCACUGUAUAGCAACACUAUGGUUGAGCAGCAAAGCAAAUCUUAUUGCAUAGAUAAGCAGAAGUAAUAUCUGAUUCAGAAGUAAAAAAGCUCAUGUCUUGAAGAAGAUAUACAUGUAUAGUUUUUACUAAUGUGGAAGGUAUUAACAAAUAGAUGCAUUUUUUGUUAACACAGUUUGUUUUAGAAACAUUUUCUUAUAUAUAUAUAUAUGUUUAUGGAUAUAUGAUGUUUUAAAGUGCUAACGAAAAAAAGAAUUUGCCAUAUGUAUUAUGUGAUAAGAUUAUAAAUAGUACUUUGGCACUUUUAAAUAGUGCUUUGGUAUUUAUACACUUACAUUGUCUAGUUAAUUGAAAUACAAAUGGAUUUGUUACAGUAGAGUACAGAUUGCAGCUAUUUUGCCUGAAAGAAAUGGAUAUAUGUAAAAUGUAUGGGUAUAGCUUACGGUAGUUCUGCAUAUUUGGAUCAAAAUUUUUUCUACGAUAUAGAAUUUGAUUAAACUCAGUUUUCAAAACUUCAGAAUAUACCUAGAAAAUUCAGCAAUUAAAAAGAUAGUCAUGUGUUUCAUUUUUUGCUAGACUAAUUUGAAAACUUUAGACCUCACACAAUUUUUCAUAAUGGAAGUCUAUGGGAAAAUCAUAACUUUCAUAGCAUUUUCAUUCAUAGAAAUUUUUCUACAAUGUAGAAUUUAGUGAAACUUCCCACAGCUGUAAAUAAACAUAUAGCCUAUAAUGUGGUGAAAUAAAAUGUAUAUGUCCAUGUGCUUAUUUUUGAGAUAUUUGACCAUAAUUAAAGUGAACCGCACUUUUCAUGCUAAUUUUAAGACAUUAUUUUGAAUUUUUUUACAUGGCAGAUGUUUUAAUAUCAUAUUUUAACUUUAGAAAGAAAGACAGUAACAGUGCCAUUGUAAUAAAUUUAUUCACAGGUUGCUAUUGUUUUCUAAAAUAAUUUUCAUUUCCGUAGCCGAAUCCAGGCUUUAUUCUACGUUUUCCGGAUAAAUGACAUUAUGCCAUCACUUCCAGUUUAUCAGACAUGCAGAACUACCUUAAAAUUCUGUAUGAACCUGUCCACAAAGGUUUUUUUUUUAUGUAACAUACAUGGUCCUUUUCUUUGAAGGCAUGGAAGACCAGUCCAGUGUUAUGAAAUUUAGAUUUAAAACCAAUCUGAAAAAGAAAAACCCAACAUCUGAAUGGUUGUUUCAUAGCUUUGUAUUUAAACAGACCAAUCACUUGAUGGGAUUUUAGACUGGUACCCAAACUUAGUAUAUAUGAAAAGAGCCUGGAGUUUUUAUCAAAUGAAGACCAAUAUCUUUUCAUGCAAGUUAUGGUUGCCUAUUUACAAAACAUCUGUAAUCAGUAAAGGAAAUUGAUGAUACUUCAAAUGUAAUCAGUGCUGUUAGUUCAGGAAUUGUCAUCCAAUACCUAGUACAAUCAGCUAUUUGUGUUUAAAUGAUUGCUAUUGUCAUCACAAAAAGCCCCUGCUUAUUUUUCCAUAGGCUGUCGAAAUCACUGAGAGUACAUGUUUACUAACUUCUCUAAAAAUACUUUUUGAAGUUGGUAAUUAUUUUUAACUGGGUAUUUAGAAUUCUAUAUCCAAACCCAGAAUGAGUAGCUUGAGCAUGUUGGCUCACUCUUGCAGUUUGUAUGGUACUAGCCAUUUACCUUGGUUUUGGUCGCUCAACACAGUAGAUCUCUCUGGCUUUUAUGCCCAUACUUUCGCAAUCUUGAUUUACUUAAACAAUUACAGCCUUGGUAAGAAUGAGCAGGGAAUGAAAGUGGGAUUUGGUCCCGAGACUACAAAGUAGUAUGACAGAAUGUUUGUAAAUGAGAAUAUACUUUGUUAAUGAUUCCAGUUGUUGUAACGAUAAAUUAUUUUUGAUAGAUGUUGUUACUUUAUGUGAUAUGUUUGUCGUGUUUUGUACUUUAACAAUGUAGUUGUAGCUUUGAAAGUGACCAGUUUGAGAUAUUUUAUUACCCAUUAGGGUCAAGACCACAUUGUCCUCUUUAACACCAUUAUGUGUUUAUUUUCUGGGAAAAUAGACUUUUACUUGUCUGGAUAAACUUACAAGCUUCAAAGUGACUGGACAGUGGUUAAGGCCAAAGACUUGGUCAUUUUGUCUAUCAUGGCGGCAAGUUUGAAACCCCACUCAAGAUGCAGGAUUUUUUCAUAUAAGGUAGCGGUGCAUCUGGGAGUCAGAAGGUCAGUGGCUCUACCUGCAGGUGGGAAUGGUGGGAAAUAAUUUGUAGCUUUUUUGCCACCUUAAAUAAGAUUUUUUUUUGUUAGAGAAAUCAUGAACAAAUUUUGUCAACUAAUAAACAUACUAGGUUUGUUAGCUUUACUUUACCAUUUUUGUUGUAAGUUUAUGUGAAUUUUUCAGCAUGAAUAUAUAUGUGUGCUUUGCAAUGUUUUGAUCUGAUAAAAUAUGUUGUUUAUACUCUUUCUAUGAUUUGAGAUUUUUGUUAUUGUUGAUUUAAUCUGUUAACUUACCAUUGACUGUUAAUCUUAGAAUGUAGUUUUUAGAAGAUAUAAUAACAAGUGUCAAAUAAUUUGACAUGUCUCAUUUAAAUUUCCAAGGCAUUAAUAUUUGGAAUAUAGAUUAAUUUGCGUAACUGUUUUUGCAUUUUAGUAAAAUCUGUUAUCUAUGAACUUCCAAUUAACAGAUACUUAACUUGAUAGUAACUGUGACACAUUUUUAUGGGUCCAUCGAGCUGAACUGGAAGAUGUUUGGCUGUGUGAGUCAGGGACAAUAUCGAUGUAAUGCCACAUUUAAAGAUAUUUCAGUUUGGUAAUAAAAAUGGUUUCUGAUUGACAGCUGGAGAACAUGCGAUCCUUUGGCCACCAAAGUUAACAGUGUUAUUGCCUAUGGCCAGUAAUAAAUUGUUUAAAAAUGCAAAGAAAAAUGUAGUAAAGUUUAGGAAAGGCCCCAUUCAUAGUGAAGUUGACAUUGCAUGUGAUAUAACUAAGUAUAUGUAGUAUAGAUGGGUAAAAUUUUAUAAAAAAAAAAAAAGAGCAGAUAAACAAAUCUGUACAUGAGUUACGUUUUAACAUGCUAAUUUGCUAGCUCUGGAGUAAUGCUGAAAAUGCAUUAAAGUUUAAUUUGCAGUAAGUUUUUUGUCAACAUUUCAGUCUUUGAAAACUAUUCUAUUGGUUGAUGGGUAAAACAAAGUGAUUUAUUGGGUUCUAGGCAGUAGUUAUAUAUAAAAAAAACUAAAGUCUACUGUAAUCAGUAAAUUUUCUAGAAAGGUAAUAACACCGUAAAAAGGAUUUUGUGAAGUAUUUAUCUGUUAUAUACACCCAUCAUUCACACAAAGAGUCCCAGCUGUGAAUUGCAACUUCCAAAAAUAUUUAGUUUCUCUUCAUUUAUUAUUUUUGAUAUUUUAUUUAUUUUUUUCUGUCGAACAUUUUUGAUAUUGUAAUGUGUAUUCAGAGACUUGCCACUUUUAAGUUUUACUCUCAUGGCUUACUAGAUGUUACUGGAAUGAUUUUACCAGAUAUAGAUAUGAGUCACAAUCUACAAUAAUAAAUGGAUAAUUGCUCCCUUAUGACAAGACAGUAACCCAUUUUGUGCGCUGAAGUCACAAUAUGUUCAAGGUAGAUUAUACGUAGAUAGCAUGGUUCAGUGGAGAAGAAACCUGUUUUUUGUGAUGUUUUUUAAUAGAAAAGAACAAUUUGUGAACAGAUGAGGUUGAGAUGAACCUCACAAAUCACAGGUAUACAAAACAGUAAACAGUAAAAUUACUCCAAAAAGAUAAGAAGUUGCAUGUUGCCAGUUCCAAAAUGUUUUUUGUGCUUUUUUGCGAUGUUAAUCAUGUUUUCCAUAGUUACAGUGCAGAUUCUUGCUUUAAAUCACAUGGUAGGUCAAUGUUUGCCAUUUUGGUAGCUCUAACUUCAUGAUUCAUCAUAGGAAUUUGGGUCGCAUGCCACAAAAUCAUUAAAACUUGGGUCACGUGACAGUAUUGAUUUGUCGAAGUCCUGAUUUUGGAACUCAUUUUACAUCUUGCCUUAUUUUACAAGAUAUUUUUCUUUCUUCAAGCAUGACCCGCCACUUUUCUUUAGAUUGUUAUUUAGCACUAAAACUUUUCUUUAGAUUGUUAUUUAGCACUAAUACAAGGUAUUAUAAGUUAAGCUCAUUGAAAGAAGGGUCCAGGAGCGAAUUUAAUGUCGGUCCAAUUAACUGUAAAAUUAUUGUUGAUAUUGUGGUGGUGUUGAUCUUUUUAGUGGCAUAAGAUAUAUUUGAUGAUAGCAACUUUUAUGGCCAGAAAUGUAUUUCCCCUUUGUAGAAUUCUGGCCAGUGAAAAAUCCUGAAUUACUUUUAUUUUACCAGGAAAAUGUUGCUUUUAUGCUUACUUAAAUUUGUUAACAACACUUUAUUGUAUCUUAAUUAGCUGAAAUUUUCGAUAGGAUGUAACAUAUCAAAAUCAUUUUUUUAUAAGUUUGAUUAAAAACUAAUUUGAAAUUUAAAAAAAGUUAUAUUACCACCCUUUAAGCUCCUGAGACUGAUGUAUAAUGUGAAUAAUAUUGUCUUUGAUUAAGAAAAUACUUUGUUGCUGAAAAAGGUAGACCAAAUAUUAGUAUGGUUUUACAUACUUUGACAUAAUUUUGAAUUUACAAUGCCAUUGUUGCAUAAUCAAAUUGGAAUGAGAUUUGUACUUUUUUGUGUUUAAAUUAUGAUUGUGUAAGAAGAGAAUGUAUAUACUUGCUGUUGUGUUAAGGACAAUUAUAAAUAUCUUAUAGCAGUUAUUCAUUAAAUUUCAAUUUAGAACAUCAUUAAAUUCUAAGAAAAGAAAGAAAAAAACAGCCUAGAACUCAAGGAAUCACAAUGUUUUUGCUCCUUUAUUUUACGAGCAAAUGGAAUUGCUUUCUUAAUUAGAAAAAAGGACUUCAGGAUUUAAAUUUGACCAAAGAAUGGAUAGUUUGCAUAAGCCUUUGAUGAACCCUGUAGCAUAGAAGUAUGAAUUAUUGUUUUAAAUUUUCCUAACCUGUAAAGUAUCAUGAUAUAUUGAUGUUUAUUACAUGACUGCAUACAUAAAUUGCUGGUCCAUAGUUUGUGCUAUUGACUGGUGUAUAGUCCAGCAUUGAAUUUUACAGGGCUUAGUUUAGUUUAAUCAUAUUUUGUUGCAAGUAUCACACAAGACAUGAUAGUAUAUGUACCUCAAGACAUGAAUAGAUAGAUAUAUAAAUACAACAGUCAACAAGCAGUACCUCAAAACAUAUAAAUACUACAGUACAUCAAAAUACAUUUGGUAGCUUUGCAGUGGUGUGGUAUUACAAAAGGGUUGGACCACAAGUUUUACAAUAAUAAGAAAUCAGUCUGUCCCUUUGCUUGGCUGUAGUCAAAACCUGAAAAAAGGUAAGAAAACAUUCUGCUGUCAUGUAAUAAAACACUGAAUGGUUUGACAGUAAAUAGUAAACUGUUGACUGGCAAGCCAUUCAGUUAGUGUAUACUUUUAUGGUACGUUAUUUUCCAAUAUAUCAUCACAUUUCUGUAUUUUUGCAUUUAAUGAGAAAAAUGUACAUAAUAUGGUCGAAAUUGCUUUAAGACAUAUAUCAAAUCUAGCGCACUUCUUUUGACUCUAUAAUUUGCACCUUUUAGUAAAUUCUUGUUUUUCAUGCCCCUUGUGUUAUAGACCCAGUAGACAUAUAGUGUUUGAAUUGUCGGUCCAUCUGUCUGUUACACUUCCUUGUGUACUGAAAUAAAACUGUACAUCAUCAACAUGAAGUAGACAUGCUUACUUUUUUGGAAGUUUUGAACCCAACUGUUUGUCAGCUAUGACCCUUUUUUUCCUUUUCAGGGGACAUGUGUGGUACAAUGUUGACAUCAUUCUUCUUCACAUUUUUUUUUUCAUUUUUGCAAAUCUUUAUUUCCUUGAAAUUUGUGUAUAUAUUGUUUCUGAAAUUAUACACAGAGAACCAUGCAUACAUAUGCUUACACAUGUCUUUUAGACAACAAUCUAAGGCAGAUAAAGAUAUGUCAGCUAUUAAUUCAUAGACUGUUUACUAACUUGCACAAUUCCUUGUACUAACAGUCCAGUUGUUAUUGUCAAGAAGUAAAAUAGAGAAAAUCAUGUACUAACUCUGUUAGAUAUAGAGAAUGAUUAAUCCCAGAAAAACAUUGUCAGUUACAAGUUUCUUAUACCGAACCAGUUACAAUGACAUUUUGACUGAAGUAGCAAAGUUGUCAGUAUUUAUGACCAGCCUGUUAACUACUAUUUAUUUAUAUGAUCAUUACAUACAUUCCUUACAUAUAAGGUUAACUUUGUUGCUUACAUAUGAGGUUUACAUUGUUUGCUACAUAUAAGGUUUACAUUGUUCCUUAAUGUAAGGUUUAACAUUGUUCAUUGCACAUAGACCGGUAAACAGGUGGUAAGCAUACAUUAUUUAUAAUGAUUUACAUAGAAUGAUCAUUAUGGUAGUAGUAUAUAUCUAUGUUAGGUUUUGAAAGGAAUAUAACUUAUUUUUAUCCAGUAGACAAAUGAAAAUUAGCUAUUUAUAGAAAAUAAUGCACAAAGAUAAUAUUUCCAUAGUGUAGGUAUAUAGUAAUCAUAUUUCUUUAUUGAGUUAUAUUAGUAAGUCCGUCCGAAACUGCAUUUGUUUCAUUUAUAACUUCUGAAUGAUGUAACGGACUCCAAUGAAACUUCAUACAAAUGAUAAGCUUAUCGAGAAGGUGUGUCUCACACAAGUGAGGUCCGUACGGUCAUAGCAUUUUCAUGCACAUUCGUAUGUUGCAUUUCAUGUCAGACAUAAAUUUUUAUCAAUGCAAUGAAAGAUGAAACAAAGCUUUGAGCAGGGUAAGACUGUGUUGCCCAAAACUCCCAAGAUCACGGUGUUCGGUAGCAUAUAUAUAUAUAUAUUUAUUAUUUCUAUGUCUCAGCCGUUGUCUAGCAGAGAAAUUAAGAUGAGUGACCUUUUCCUAUUAAUUGAAUCAUUCUUUAUACAGAAAUAAUGUUUAGCAAAAGUGUACGUGUUUUAAUUUAUUUAAGACAUGACAAAGUGGUUAUGCAUUCCGCAGAACAAUAAAGAAUUAUUUUUUGGGACAUGUAACUGCUUACGAGUGUUCAUAGUAAUUAAACACUCUUCUGCCUAUAUAGUUAAUGUUAUAUCUUUUAACAGUAGAUCAUACAUGGAUUGGUUGCAUUAUUCCUUGGUCUUCAUAAGUAGGUCAGCAUGAUGUCACCUUAGCAUGCAUUAUUGAAAAUAAACAUGGUUUAUUAUAUCAGCAUUGUAGGUAAAUAAUAUUUCAGCAUGAGGUGCUGAGUUGCAAAGAUGCUAAAACUUGGUAUGUUUGAAGAAGAUGUAACUAAAAGAAUAUUAAAAUGCCUAUGUAUUGUUUGUCAAUGUACAUGUUUCGUAAUUUGUAGUGUAUAUAAUAUUGUUAAUCUCUUAAAGGGUUAAUCUCAUUGUAGAACGUUGGGGCUCAUUUUUACAUUAAAAUAAAUGAAUAUUUCUA